ACCCUCCCUCUUUCCUUUUACCCACAAAGCCCUUUCUUCCAACUCACUCCCCCUUCUACUCUGGGACUCAACUCACUGACUGCACCAACUCCUCCUCCUCCUCCUCGUACUAUCAAAGCUGCAGUACUUGACAGUGACUAUUCACCCAAGAGAAGCAGCAGCAAUGAACCCAGGGAAACGAUAAUGUUACCCGGCUGUGAUUAUAAUCAUUGGCUUAUUGUUAUGGAGUUCCCUAAAGACCCUGCUCCUACUAGAGAACAAAUGAUUGACACUUACCUCAACACUCUUGCCACUGUUCUUGGCAGCAUGGAAGAAGCGAAGAACAUGAACGCGUUUAGCACCACUACAUAUACUGGAUUCCAAUGCACGGUAUUGGAAGAAACCUCGGAAAAGUUCAAAGGUGAUAAAUAUAUCAACGGAGAAAUAAUUCCCUGCAAAUACCCUACUUACCAACCAAAACCUAGAAAAGACUCAAGAUCCGUGAGCAAACGAUACGAGAGACGAAAAGACGGUCCACCUGCUGGACAAUACAGACCAAAGCAAGCAGCGAGUCCAUCGGAAUCAUCAUCUUAACAAGGUACAAGAAAAUACCGUCUAAAGUUCAAUUUUCAUCACACAACUUAUUGUCUUUUGUUGAGAGUUCACCGACGGUACCGCGGCUAACUAAUGUCGACAUGUUAUCAGAACACUUGUUCCUGAGAAAGUCACUAUGAAUCCUCUUAAUUGGAACACUAUGGAUGUGGUUGAACUUUCAGCAAUGAGAUAGAUUUUGGCUUAUACAUGUGCUUACUCUAGUUUUGGUCCUUUUGGAACUUUGUCUAUAUGAGUAUUAGGCCAACAUUGAGGCCUACAAACAAUUUUGGUUUGAUUUGUUUUCCAUUUUAUAAUAUAUUAUAAAAAUUA
This is a messenger RNA of Gossypium arboreum, 903 nucleotides long. Its product is annotated as multiple organellar RNA editing factor 9, chloroplastic-like. The record is from RefSeq and is a predicted model, not a curated record. The transcript has 3 exons. Lineage: Eukaryota; Viridiplantae; Streptophyta; Magnoliopsida; Malvales; Malvaceae. Gene Ontology annotation, cellular component: chloroplast. The annotation marks the transcript as partial. Gene Ontology annotation, biological process: chloroplast RNA modification; cytidine to uridine editing.